GUCUUUGAAAUCCCCAAAGAUCUCAACGGCAUCACCCUCUCACAGAGCAAGAGAGAGAUGCAGAGACUAUUUUACUGCCACACAGACGAGCGAGAGUUUUUGUAGUAUAUUUUAGUGAAAGAGACUUGCGGAGAUAGAUUAGAGAGUAAGAGAGAGAGAGGGAGUGAGUCCUUGAUUCUCACUCUUUCGCUCUGGCAAUUGAAAUACAAAUGGUGAUUUAAAAGACCGUUCGAUCCACACCCUCAUUCCAUUCUUCUCUCUGUCGUCAUGAAUCAAUCAAGCUUUCUCUUUCUUACCUGAAUUUCUGAUCCAAGUCAUUCACACGGUGUUGAGUUAGUCAAAUCCCAAGAGUUUUACUGGUGAAAAUUGAAGAUGUUGACAUGUAUUGCUUGUUCGAAGCAACUCGGCGGUGGAUCGCUUCAAGAAGACGACGACGACGACACCACCGCUACACCAAGAACAAAGCAAGCCAUCAAAGCUAUUACUUCUCAGAUCAAGGACAUUGCGGUGAAAGCUUCGGGUGCCUAUAAGCACUGCAAACCGUGUUCGGGUUCGUCGAAUCACAACCAGAAAAGGAACUGUGCUGAUUCGGAGGCUGCGUCGGUGUCGGAGAGGAUUCAUUGCUCUUACCGAAGAACUGGGAGCUCUAGCUCGACGCCGAGGCUGUGGGGGAAGGAAAUGGAGACGAGGCUGAAGGGCCUUUCGAGCGGCGAAGCCACGCCGGCUUCUGGUAGUGGCCGAACCGAGUCUGUAGUGUUCAUGGAGGAAGAUGAACCUAAGGAAUGGGUUGCUCAGGUUGAGCCUGGUGUUCUUAUCACUUUUGUUUCUCUGCCUCAGGGUGGGAAUGAUCUGAAGCGGAUUCGAUUCAGUCGUGAGAUGUUCAAUAAAUGGCAAGCUCAAAGAUGGUGGUCUGAGAACUAUGACAAGGUUAUGGAAUUAUACAAUGUUCAGAGGUUUGAUCACCAGGCAGUACCGUUACAAACUCCAUCAAGGUCCGUGGAUGAGAACUUAAAGAUUGAAUCUGCUGAGGACAGCCCUGUGACACCACCACUCAGCAAAGAGCACCUACCCCGCAACUUCCACUGCCCUACUGGGAUGGGCUACUCUUCAUCAGAUUCAUUCGACCACAACCCAAUCCAAUCCCUUCAUUACCAUGAUGCAGGUGGUCUUGCUUCAACCCCAAAACUCUCCAGCAUCAGUGGUGCAAAAACCGAGACAUCAUCAGUUGAUGCUUCUGCAAGGACUAGCUACUCAAGAGAGGCAGAUCACUCAGGGGAGCUGUCCAUGAGCAAUGCCAGUGAUUUGGACACUGAAUGGGUUGAACAGGAUGAGCCAGGAGUCUACAUCACUAUCAGAUCAUUGCCAGGUGGCACUAGGGAGCUUAGACGUGUCCGAUUCAGCCGAGAAAGGUUUGGGGAAAUGCACGCAAGAUUAUGGUGGGCUGAGAACCGAGCCAGGAUACAAGAACAAUACUUGUGAUUUAGACUACUUAUAAGGUGGUGAUCUUCGAGAUUGUGUUUCCUUCUCUAAUUUAGGUGUUUUAUCUUGACACACGGUUUUUCUCCCUCUUUUCUCUUUCCCCACUUUUUUUUUCAUCUUAAUCUCCUUUUUUUUUCAAUUUUUUUUUUUUUUGGAGGAGGAAGAGCUGUUUAGGGGGUUGGAUAAUGUGAAAUUGUUGGGUGCUUUUUAUUGUAGUCAAGAUAAUUCAGAUAUUGCAAUGAUAAAUCCAUUUUCAUAGUAA
This is a messenger RNA of Camellia sinensis, 1741 nucleotides long. RefSeq names its product protein Brevis radix-like 2. The record is from RefSeq and is a predicted model, not a curated record. Lineage: Eukaryota; Viridiplantae; Streptophyta; Magnoliopsida; Ericales; Theaceae.